This is a messenger RNA of Paramecium pentaurelia, 2620 nucleotides long. The record is from the annotation of a GenBank genome assembly. Lineage: Eukaryota; Ciliophora; Oligohymenophorea; Peniculida; Parameciidae.
AUGGGGAAUAUUUGUAAACCUUAAGUUUAGUUACAAGAAGAAAAUGAGGUAGAUUUAAAUAAAAAAGCUGAAAUUGAAGAGCAAAGAAAAAAUGCAAUUCAUAAAUAAGAUAAUAGCAACGACUAAAAAUAAGAAUCUAUAACAGAUGAUCAAAAACAAUAACAAGAUAAUUAAGAUGGAUAAAAGUUGAGAAGUGAAAAUAAUUAAGAAGUACUUUUAAUAAAUAGUUCUUUAGUUAAAAAGAAGAGAAAAUAAAAAGAUGGCAUAAAUAGCAGCUGUUAUUGAUUAGGAAGUAAUAUAUGAAAAUAUCUAAAAACAAGAUAAAGUAAAAAGUCCUUUUGAUUAUUAACUAUUAUUGAAUGCAUUUUCUAAUAGUUUUAUAUUUGCAUAGUUGUAAGGCGAUGACAAGUAUCAAAAAUUGAAUAUUAUUUUGAGUAAAGGUCAUUGAGAAAAUGUUCUAUUGUACAGUGAAAGAUUAAGAGAUGGUAUUUAAAUAAGGAGAUAAGGGGAGUUCAUAUUUUUUAAUUGAAAGAGGUUAAUGCUAAAUUAUUAUAAAUAAUGAUGUAAAGAAAACCUUAAAAUCUGGUGAAGCAUUUGGUGAAUUAGCAUUAUUGUACAAUGCUCCAAGAUCUGCUUCAGUGAAAGCUAUAGGAGGUAAUAAAUUAAGUAAUACUUAGAUUGUGCUUUUUGGGCCAUAGAUAGAAAUACAGUAAGAAAAGUGAUUGAGGAAAUCUCUUUGAAGGAUUACGAAUAAAAUAAAGAGUUUAUAUAGAAAGUUUAAUUUUUUGGUAAUAAUAUAAAAUAAUAGAAUAGAAUCAUUGACUGAUGAUUAAAGAACUGCAAUUACAUCAGUUCUAAUAACACUUAAUUUUAAAGCUGGUGAAAUAAUAGUAAAUGAAGGAGAUUAAGCAGAUUCGUUUUUUAUAAUAAAAAAAGGAGAGAUUGAAAUUUCUAAAGGAGGGAAAUAGUUGAGAAUAAUGUAAUAAGGAGAUUCUUUAGGUGAAUAAGCAUUAUAAAGUAAUUCUGUUAGAGGUGCAACAGCAAAAGCACAUUAAGAUGUUAUAUUAUUGGCUUUAUCAAGAGAUGAUUUGACUAGAAUUUUGGGUGAUAAAAUAUAGACUAUUAUGUUUUUAAAUUUAUAAAGAUGGGCAUUUGAACGUCAUCCUAUUUUGAAAUAACUUACUAAAUUAUAAGUAGAAAGAAUAGUAAGUAAUAUGGAAUAGAAAUAAUUUAAAUAAGGUGAAGUAAUUUUAGAGAAAGGUUAAUAAUGUACUCAUUUGAUUGUUGUUUUAACAGCUAAUAUAUAAUAUGGAUAAUAAUCAAUAGAGAAAGGUUAAAUGUUUGGUGAUAAGUUUUUGGAAUAAUAAAAUUAAAUUUUAACUGAUUCUUUAAUAAUGAAAUAAGAUGGAUUGAUAAGUUAAAUAUAAAUUAAAGUAUUUUUUGAAAUUAUUGGUGGUACAUUAGAAUAAAUCUUUUUAAAAAAUGAGAAAGCACAUGAUAGAUUUAUUAAAAAAGAAGAAGGAUAAAAAAAAGAUUAAUAUGAUCAUUUUAAAUUAGAUGAAUUAAUAUCAAUAAAGAAAUUAGGUUAAGGUUAAUUUGGUAAUGUCUAUUUAGUUCAUAAUAAAAUUGAUAAGAAAAAUUAUGCUCUUAAAUGUAUAUCUAAAGCUUAAAUAAUUGAAUAAAAUUUGGAAAAGCAUUUAGCUUAGGAAAAAUAAACAUUAUAAACUGCUAAUUUUCCACUUAUUAUGCAUUUUGUUAAAAGCUUUUAAGAUAAAAAUUAUAUUUACUUUCUAGAGGAAUAUAUUAAAGGAAUGGAAUUAUUUGAUGUCAUUAGAGAAAUUGGACUUUUAAAUACAUAUGAUUCUCAAUUUUAUAUUGGAUCAUUAAUUUUAUGUAUGGAAUAUCUUCAUCUCAAUAACAUCAUUUAUAGAGAUAUUAAACCAGAAAAUAUUAUGGUUGAUGAUAAAGUAUAUAAUAUAUAUUUAUUAUAAGGGUUUUAUGAAAUUGAUUGAUUUAGGAACCGCUAAAAAUCUUAAAAAUAAGAAUGGUAGAACACAUACUAUUAUUGGAACUCCUCAUUAUAUGGCUCCAGAAAUAUUAUCUGGAAAAGGAUACACUUAUUCAGUUGAUUUAUGGUCUAUAGGUAUAUGUUUGUAUGAAUUUAUGUGUGGUAAUGUACCAUAUGCAGAAGAUGCCGAUGAUCCGUAAAUCUUGAUAUAAACUAUUUAGAUAUGAUAUUUAUGAGGAAAUCUAAAAGAAACCUUUGAGUUUUCCUUCUGUCCUCAAAGAUAGAAAGGCUAAAAAACUAAUCGAAUAACUCUUAAGCAAAACUCCUGAGUUAAGAUUAGGAUCAUCAUAUGCAAGUUUAAAAAACAAUUCAUUUUUUGAACAUUUUGAUUAUGAUUCAUUAAUGAACAGAGAUUUAAAACCUCCAUACCUUCCACCUAAAAGCAAACUAUAAAGUGAUAAAGAAAUCUAAAAAGCAAUAUAGGCUGGAAAACUUAUUACUGAAGAAAUUAAGGUAUCAUCAAUUACUAUUUUUAGAAUGAUCCAACAACAACCAAUAACAUAUAUAAACCAGAAAAAGCUAGAGAUCCUAAUUGGGAUAAAGAUUAUUGAA